Messenger RNA from Adineta steineri, 666 nucleotides. The record is from the annotation of a GenBank genome assembly. Lineage: Eukaryota; Metazoa; Rotifera; Eurotatoria; Adinetida; Adinetidae.
AUGUCACGUCUAUCGAUACAACGAAAAUCAGAUGUAAAACCUUUCGUAAGUAUGAAAGAACCAUCGAAAGGAUCGAAAAUUGAAUUUCGAUGGUCUACUGUGGCAUCACAAUCGAAUAUUAUGCGAGAGAAGAGUUCGUUAUCGAACUUUCAGAAUAAUAAACAAAAGAAAUCUUUCAAUUCUUCUAUUUCAUGUUCAACCGUUCAUAAUUCAAUAACAAAUCGAUUACCAUGUUCAACAACAAAUCUUUCGUCUUCAUCGACUCAUUUACCAAUAAUAAAUAAUAUGAAUAAGAAAAACGAAUUAUCUAUAUCAACUAAUUCCAAUAAUAAUAAACAGAAAUGUCCAUUAUUACUGACUUAUUCGCAAUUAUAUCGUGCUCAACCUCUUUCUCAAAUGAAAAAAACACCUCAAGCAAAGUUUUCUAUUUAUUCAUUAUUAAAUAAUAAACAUAUUACUAAAACGACUGUAAAUGAAAAUAGUUUAUCUUCAUCAUCAUCAUCCGAUCAACAACAAUUAACAACUGAUCGUUAUAUAAGAUUACGUACACCACAAUUACGACGUUUACAUGUUUCAGACAAAUAUAUGAAAGAAGCCAAAAAACUCUAUUUUAAUGUUAAUUGUAAAGUAUUUGUACCAUAUUCUUCAAUAGUUGAAGUUUCUUAA